Messenger RNA from Columba livia (rock pigeon), 3387 nucleotides. It is a transcript of the gene NINJ1, whose product is annotated as ninjurin 1. The transcript is spliced from 4 exons. Bases 130 to 591 code for a protein of 153 amino acids. The record is from RefSeq and is a predicted model, not a curated record. Gene Ontology annotation, biological process: tissue regeneration; cell adhesion. NCBI's taxonomy places the organism in Eukaryota, Metazoa, Chordata, Aves, Columbiformes, Columbidae. Gene Ontology annotation, cellular component: membrane.
GGGGCGGUGCGUGAGGGGAGGCAGGGCCGGGCUCGCCGCGCAGCUCGGCAGCCGCCGCCUCGCUGGGAACUCUCUCCUCGGCGCCUCUUCCCGCCGGGCCGGGAGCGCCCUGGGGGCAGCGGGGCCGCUAUGGACUCCGGCAGCGAGACCCACGAGCUGAACGGGCUGGCGGAGGGCGCGGAGCAGGCGGCCGGAGAGCGGCGCAGAACGCCACAGUGGUUUCAAAGGAACGGGCCGAUGAACAUCAACCACUACGCCAACAAGAAGAGCGCAGCAGAGAGCAUGUUGGACAUUGCCCUGCUGAUGGCCAACGCGUCCCAGCUGAAAGCCGUGAUGGAGCAAGGACCUUCUUUCUCCUUCUACAUCCCGCUCAUCGUUCUUAUCAGCCUGUCGCUCGCGCUACAAGUUUUGGUGGGAGUGCUCCUGAUAUUCCUUGUAAAAUAUGACCUUAACAACCCUGCAAAACAUGUAAAGCUGAAUUUCCUCAACAACCUUGCAACAGGCCUAGUAUUCAUUAUAGUAGUUGUGAAUAUUUUUAUCACUGCCUUUGGAGUGCAGAAGCCGGUUCCUGAGUCAGCAUCCAAGCAGUAGGUACCAGAGACCUGAGGCAUUCAUUCUAGAUGCCAUUUGCACUUGAGCCAGUAACACAGUGGGGAAAAAAAUUAUCAAAGAAGCUGGACAUAUAUCAUCUUGCUCGACUUUCCAACAACCAACACAUUUGUGUACCUAGAAUUUUGCCAUGUGUUAAUUUUUAAGCUGUUUGGCACCCAAGGAAAGGUUGAUUUUCACCCAAGGAAUAUCGGCAUUUCCAUUUCCAUAGAAACAACUGUUUUUCAGAGAAGUGGCAUAGGCUCAUCAAACAAGGUCAUAUCAACUGGUGGCACUUUACAGGACUUUUGGUUUUAUGGCAAUGUGUUAUGUCCAGCAUGGUAAGAAGCGGCAGGCCUUUGGAGCUGGUGUGCUCACGUUGUCCUCUGUGUCGCUCACUUGGCACCAAACCCGCAUGCUUUCCCUUUGCAGUGAGCUAAGGCAGCUGUGCCUUAUUUUAUUCUUUUUUAUCUUUUUCUACCAGAAACCGCAAUCUGUCUUGUGUCCAGUUGUGCUCACAGGUACUCCUUGUCCUGUUUCUUCAUCUCUGGCCCACACUUAAAAUAUCCUCGCCUUUGUGCACAGACACACAAAUCACCUAACUGCUAAUGGUUUCUUUCUGGUGACUGCUGUACUCUGUAUCCUGUGCCUUAUAUGUAUUUCUGGAAAUACUGUUAGAAGUGCUGCCUUUUCUAGGCCCAGCUGGAAAGCUGGAGGAUAUGGCAUGAGCUUCACCUGCUAACUGGUACCUGUCAGCAAGUCAAGUCACCAGUUGAAAGAAUUUUAUCCCUCGGUAACUUACUUUUCCCUCUUCUCUCCCCAAGGCUGGUCGCUGCAGUUGUGUUAUUCCUAGGAGUUUAUAGCUAAAAGCAUAACUAAUUUUGUAAUUUUUAUUUUUAAAUAUAUAUAGAGUGAUAUAAGUACGUUCUAAGUUCUUACCUGCUGGCUCAGGGACUGACACUUUUUCUAAAUACACUAUUGCUAGUAACGGUGUGGGUUAUAAAAAUUUCCGCAACAAGAACAUUUCAGUCAUUUCAUUUCCAAAGUAUCCCAUCUGCAAUCAGAAAAAAUGCCAGUUUUGUAGCUUCUGCUUACUUGUAGAUGCAAAUUUGUACUAGUACAUUUCCUUACCAUUACUUUUUUAAUGCUUCGUUGUACAUAUUAAUAGAAGUUUGACUUCCGUGUGUCUCAUCUCAUUUACAAGUUUUAUUGAUCAUAAUUCUCUUCAGUUAUGUCUCAAGGCCCUAUGAUGAACCAUAGCUUCAUUUACGUGUUCUGUGAGAAUUACUAACAGAAAACAAAUCCGAAACUUGUGUGAUUAGUAAUGGAAUAGACAUUCCUUUUUAUUUUUCAUUCGUCUUUUGUUGCUUCAUUUCCAGCUGAAAUCUGGCAAGUGAUGGUUUUAAUUGUGCGUGUUGUACUAAUUUAAACAUAGCUCAGAACAAGUUCUGAAGGGAGCACUCAGGACAAUUUUCCUUAUUUAAUUUUGCAAACCAGCAAAUUGUUGAAGGACUAUUCAGACACACUUGUGCUGUCGCAGUUUCGGUGUUGUGUACUGAACAGACUGGCCCAACAGCAGUGCUGAAAACCUUAAAAACCUUUAUUUUGGAGAAAAUAGGUGACUGUAGGCAGAGCCCUUCCAAGUGUGAAAUUUGUCUGUGGCUCAACAUUGGGCAGGAAUUUUGAUAAGAUUCUUGAAUGUACCACUUUGUUGACCUCUCACCUUCUUACCCACUGGAAUAUUUGCCCAUCUGUGCAUCCCAUUCAGUCUGGAGUGGCUCCCUGGAGGCACCUACCUCUGCUGUACAGGACACUGUACCAAAGCUUUCUGCAAUGCUUUCUCUGUGUUGUCCUCAGUACGUUACCCAUUGAAAAGAUAGUUACUUUUAACUUCUGUAUGAAUAUUGGAUAUUUUUCAUUGCCAGAUUUGCGUCUUUCUAGUUUUUUAAGCAAGACAUAACAACAGGAAGAAACGUGUUUCUGGCACUUAGCUAAUCCUCUCACUUUUUCACUUGUCCCUGCUACUUUGAAGGCAGAUGCAAACAGACGCUGGGGCUCUGCUGCUGGUUCUGGUAUUUCUGUUUGGGGGGGAUUUGGCCCAAUUUUGAAGAUAGCUUUGUGCUGGGGUGCUCCUCACUGCCACGGCAUCUCCUGUGGCGCCAUGGUGUUUGGCACUGACGCACCUCAAAGCACUCAGAGGGGGUCGUGGUACAGACGUGCCAGGUCUUUCCCCACUUUAUUCCCCUCGUUAUUGGACCAUAAUUUUUCAGGUCACUCAAGCGAACAAGCUGUUACAGUCGCUUUCCCCUGGGAAAUACAGUCGCUGUUCUUGUCGCAUCUUCACUGCUAAGCUGUGGCCCGACAGAAACUCCCAUGGCUGGUGUAUCGCAUCUCCCAGCGGCUUGUGCAGCGAACGGGGUGCGGAGCAGCGGGGCAGGGAACGCUCCCAGGCUUGUCCGCUGCAGAUUCCAAUGGACUUUGCAAGACAUGGGUUUGGUUGAAGACACUGGUGCCAAGAGCUGGAUGUGUACAUCUGCAUUAAGGGGGUGAGUGCUCACUUCAAAUCUGACCGAGACGGGUGCAGAACAACAACAACCCCAUUGGAAACCCUCCUGCCUCCUGAGCUCCUGAAGGUGUGACCGAAGCACCACAACAGAGAUACCUGCAACAUCAUAGAGCCUGCUCUCUUGGUUCCAGACACACAAAAACCUGAUCUGCAAGCCAUCCAAGUACAAGGCUGUGCUCGCAUCAUGUGCAACUGGAUGUCUUUUUUAAAAUAAAAAGUAUGCUGGUUUAUCA